This is a messenger RNA of Sebastes umbrosus (honeycomb rockfish), 1699 nucleotides long. It is a transcript of the gene cyyr1, whose product is annotated as cysteine/tyrosine-rich 1. NCBI's taxonomy places the organism in Eukaryota, Metazoa, Chordata, Actinopteri, Perciformes, Sebastidae. The transcript has 4 exons. The record is from RefSeq and is a predicted model, not a curated record. Bases 257 to 742 code for a protein of 161 amino acids.
CCGGGUAAUUUGAGGCGGAGGAGGAGAGGAGAAGGGAGGGGAAUAAAACCCCUCAGCAGUCCAUGGUCGGAGGUGUUGGAAACAGAGACGGAACAGAGACGGAAACGACGCGCACACGUGGAGGAACAGACGCUUCACAGUUUGCUGAGGUGGAGGACACAACAACAAUGCGCCUGGAUGAGACAAAUAGGUGACUGGAAAGAAAGAAGCGCGUCUUGUUAUCUUCUGCGCUCCCUGAUUAAGACAAUAAAAGCUCAUGGAAAGCCCCUGGAGGAGGAGGAGGAGGAGGACGCAGGAGGUGAGAUGGAAGCUGCUGAGGAACUCGCUGCUGCUUUGUUUAUUCACUGGCGGCAGUGAAGCCCAGUGUGAAGGCUGUAUAGAGUAUUGCUGCGAUGGAUCGCCGCCUUUCUGCUGCUCCUACUACGCCUACGUGGGGGAUGUCCUCUCGGGCACCGCCAUCUCCGGUAUCGUUUUCGGCGUGGUGUUCCUGAUGGGGGCGGUGGCGGCCUUGUUCCUGUGCGUGUGUAUGUGCAUGAAGAACGGGCGGGGAGCCCGGGUCGGCGUGUUCAGCACCUCCUACAUCAACACUGUGACCCAGGGCUACCCAGGUCCUCCACCUCCAUACACCUACGACUACGAGAUGUACACUCCCUCGCUGCACCCCCCGCCUUACACCGCAACUCAGCCUCCGCCGGCAAGCUACUCCCCCCCUCCUCCGUACCCCGGCUGCACCCGCAAGUGAGCAUCAACCGGGACACUGUCACGGCCUGGUUUUCCAGACCUGGAGGUGGCUGCACACCUCUGGCCUCUAACGGGACAAUUUAAAGGGGUGCAUAAACAUUUCCACAUUUCAAAAAAAAAAAAGGGUGGCCCAGUGCAAUAUUGUUCAGCAAGCCAGAAUGACGUGCCUGCAAGGUGUUACUGCAUUUCUGCUGGACCAAAUGGUGGAGAAAUGAAUAAUAAUUUAACACGACGUUGGUCACAACGCCCCACAUUCCCAUAGACUUAACCAAUAGCAGCCCUGCUAGCCCGCAGGCUGCAGCUGGUACCUUUUUCCCCGCUAAUAACCAAUAUUCUUAUCCGUCCCCGGCUGUGCACAUCAAAGGCGCCGCCGCGCCGCUUUGAUGAAGGUGAAGACCACUUUUGUCAGCGUGGAAGGGAAACCUCACAUCACUGGAGGAAGAAAAGUAUUUCCAGGACACGGCGUAGACUCUGCUUUUAUGCAAAGUAAGAAAAAACUUGAUUUAUGUCAGCGACUGAGGUGGAAGUUGAUGAUUAAAGCUGUUUUUAAACAAGUCAGGUCCGGACCUGUCAUGUGUAGACACAAAGACUUGAACAUAAUGCAUAAUACUGACUUUAAUAAUGGCAACUUGAAAGGACUGGAGUGUUGGUAAUGAACUGGUUUUUAUUGCUUUACUUGAAACAAUGAAGGUGAAAAGGGGGUCACAUAAUGUUCAGUUGAAAAUGUGUAAUUUUUUUGCCUUUGUGAGAUAAAUUGUGACGCAUUCAUCAUUUUGAAUUGCAGUUGUAGGCUAAUUAAGGUUUGUAAUUGAAUUGACCUCACAGUGCUAUGACUGAUACAUGUGAUGGAUGACUGUGAAUGAUGGAUUUACAUGUAAUGUGUCAGGUAAAUGGUCUUAUGUUUCUUUACUGUGUUGUAAAUUAAAGAUGUGAUUAAAAACGUUUUUUAAAGUAUGAA